AUGGCAUCCUUUGCCCGCAUGGUCAAGGGCCAAGUGCGAUGCUACUCCGCACCGCUGGACAUGGCCAUUCCCGCCUCUAAGCAGCGCUACAUCCCCACGAGCGGCUCCUACCCCCAGGGCUUCCAGGUAUCUGGCACUCACGUGGGUGUCAAGGCCUCCAACACCCGAUUCCCGGAUUUGGCUCUGAUUGCCUCGGACACGCCGUGCUCGGCCGCCGCCGUGUUCACCACCAACAAGUUCCAAGCUGCGCCAGUGCAGGUCAGCAAGAAGACACUUCACAGCCGCAAAGGAGAGGGCAUCCGCGCUGUUGUUAUCAACUCCGGAUGCGCCAAUGCCGUGACUGGCAAGGGUGGUCUGGAAGAUGCAGUACAGAUGGGCCGCAAGGUCGAUGAGUGCAAUGGCGUCGAGAACGACAGCUCGCUGGUCAUGAGUACCGGUGUCAUUGGACAACGUCUCCCCAUCACCAAGAUCCUCGACCGCAUCCCAACAGCCCACUCAACCCUCGCCUCAACCCACGAAGCCUGGCUCACAACCGCCCGCGCAAUCUGCACAACAGACACUUUCCCCAAGCUCAUCUCGCGGACCUUCACCCUCCCCUCCUCGCCAAACCUCACCUACCGUCUAGCAGGCAUGACCAAAGGCGCAGGCAUGAUCCACCCAAACAUGGCAACCCUCCUCGGCGUCCUGUGCACAGAUGCUCCCGUCGAAGCUGCAGCCCUGCAACCUCUCCUCAAGCACGCCGUCUCCCGCUCUUUCAACUCAAUCUCCAUCGACGGCGACACAAGCACAAACGACACAAUCGCCGUGCUAGCCAACGGCGCCGCAGGCGGCGAGACCGUCCGCGCCCCUUCAGCCUCUACUCCCAGCGCAGACUACACAGCCCUGCAAAGUGUCUUAACAGACUUUGCGCAGGAACUCUCGCAGCUCGUCGUCCGUGACGGCGAGGGCGCUACCAAGUUCGUUACUGUCCGUGUUACCAACUCUCCUGACUAUGAGUCUGCCCGCCAGAUUGCGUCGACGAUUGCACGCUCCCCGCUUGUCAAGACUGCCCUUUAUGGACGUGAUGCGAACUGGGGCCGGAUCCUGUGUGCUGUUGGUUAUACGCAGGGUGUUGCUGAGGGAACUGUUGUUCCGGAACGGACUUCUGUUUCUUUCCGCCCUGUUGAUGGAAGUGCUGUGUUGAAGCUUCUUAUUAAUGGUGAGCCUGAGUCUGUGGAUGAGGAGCGCGCUAGUGUUAUUCUUCAGAAUGAAGAUCUCGAGAUUGUUGUUGAUCUUGGUGGUGGUGAGAAGGGAGAUGCUGGGUGUGGUGGUGAGGAUGCUGUUUACUGGUUCUGUGAUUUCAGUCAUGAGUAUGUUACCAUUAAUGGUGAUUACCGGACAUGA
This is a messenger RNA of Penicillium antarcticum, 1383 nucleotides long. RefSeq names its product bifunctional ornithine acetyltransferase/N-acetylglutamate synthase. The record is from RefSeq and is a predicted model, not a curated record. Gene Ontology annotation, molecular function: L-glutamate N-acetyltransferase activity, acting on acetyl-CoA as donor; L-glutamate N-acetyltransferase activity, acting on acetyl-L-ornithine as donor. Gene Ontology annotation, biological process: L-ornithine biosynthetic process; L-arginine biosynthetic process. Lineage: Eukaryota; Fungi; Ascomycota; Eurotiomycetes; Eurotiales; Aspergillaceae. The coding region runs from base 1 to 1383 and encodes 460 amino acids. Gene Ontology annotation, cellular component: mitochondrial matrix. The transcript is spliced from 2 exons.